Messenger RNA from Cinclus cinclus, 1536 nucleotides. It is a transcript of the gene KCNG4, whose product is annotated as potassium voltage-gated channel modifier subfamily G member 4. The record is from RefSeq and is a predicted model, not a curated record. The transcript is spliced from 2 exons. The coding region runs from base 1 to 1536 and encodes 511 amino acids. Gene Ontology annotation, biological process: protein homooligomerization; potassium ion transmembrane transport. NCBI's taxonomy places the organism in Eukaryota, Metazoa, Chordata, Aves, Passeriformes, Cinclidae. Gene Ontology annotation, cellular component: membrane; voltage-gated potassium channel complex. Gene Ontology annotation, molecular function: delayed rectifier potassium channel activity.
AUGCCUAUUCUCUCCAGAGGCAGUGACCAAGACUAUAGCAACAUUAGCUACAACUCCUGCAAUUCCUUGAGCCACCUCCUUCCCAUCUGCGUGGAAACCCCUUCUGUCAAGGGGGUCCAUUACCAGAGAGCCAAAAGGAUUUACCACCCUGACCAAGUGUCUGCAGCCGAUCUAAAGACAGAGAUCAUGAUCAACGUUGGAGGCAUCAAGUACCUGCUGCCUUGGAGUACUUUGGAUGAGUUUCCCCUGACCAGACUGAGCAAACUAAAGCUUUGCAGCAGCUACGAGGAAAUCAUCCAGCUGUGUGACGAUUACGAUGAAGACACCCACGAGUUCUUCUUCGACAGGAACCCCAACGCUUUUGGGAUGAUUGUCAGCUUCCUAGCAGCAGGGAAGCUGAUGCUCUUGAGAGACAUGUGUGCCUUGUCUUUCCAGGAGGAGCUGAGAUACUGGGGCAUUGAGGAAUCCAACCUGGAGAACUGCUGCUUUCGGAAACUGUUCCAGAAACUGCAGGAGCUGGCCGAGAUCCGCAAGGAAGAGGAGCUCCGGAGGAGCAAGGAAGCUUCGUGUGUCUUGGAUGAGAAAACCAGAUUUGGGCAGUUCAUGAACAGACUCAGAGAUAUGGUGGAAAAUCCCCAGUCAGGACUGCCAGGCAAAGUCUUUGCUUGUCUCUCCAUCCUGUUUGUGGCCACCACAGCUAUCAGCCUUUGUGUGAGCACAAUGCCAGACUUGAGAGCUGAAGAAGACAGGGGUGAGUGUUCCCAGAAGUGCUAUUACAUCUUCAUCAUCGAGACCAUCUGCGUGGCUUGGUUCUCCCUGGAGUUCUGCCUCCGGUUCAUCCAGGCCAGGAGUAAGUGUCAGUUCUUCAAAGGUCCCCUGAACAUCAUUGACUUCGUGGCCAUCUCCCCCUACUACGCCUCCCUCAUCUUCUCCGAGGACGACUCCAGCGAGGAGGAGGACAGGCCGAGCAGCAACACGUACCUGGAGAAGGUGGGCUUGGUGCUACGUGUUUUACGUGCCUUGAGGAUCCUGUACGUCAUGCGCCUUGCCCGGCACUCCCUGGGCCUGCAGACCCUGGGGCUCACCGUGCGCAAGUGCACGCGGGAAUUCGGGCUGCUGCUGCUCUUCCUGUGCGUGGCUGUCACCCUCUUCUCCCCCCUGGUGUACCUGGCCGAGAACGAGUCCGGCAGGGUGCUGGAGUUCACCAGCAUCCCCGCCUCGUACUGGUGGGCCAUCAUCUCCAUGACCACCGUGGGCUACGGGGACAUGGUGCCACGCAGCGUGCCGGGACAGAUGGUGGCUCUGAGCAGCAUCCUCAGCGGGAUCCUCAUCAUGUCCUUCCCCGCAACCUCGAUUUUCCACACCUUCUCCCACUCCUACUCCGAGCUGCGCAAGGAGCACGAGCGGCUGCAGAUGCGGCUGAGCCAAGCCAAGAACGGCAACCGCUCCGGGGGCAGUGACACCUUCAAUGAGACUGACAGCCUGGUCCUGGAGGGACAGGCAUCCCCCAUCAAAUACAUCUACAGAGGGAACUGA